This is a messenger RNA of Pteropus alecto (black flying fox), 1958 nucleotides long. It is a transcript of the gene SCTR, whose product is annotated as secretin receptor. The transcript has 13 exons. The coding region runs from base 281 to 1651 and encodes 456 amino acids. The record is from RefSeq and is a predicted model, not a curated record. Gene Ontology annotation, molecular function: G protein-coupled peptide receptor activity; peptide hormone binding; secretin receptor activity. Gene Ontology annotation, cellular component: plasma membrane. Gene Ontology annotation, biological process: adenylate cyclase-modulating G protein-coupled receptor signaling pathway; cell surface receptor signaling pathway; brain development. Lineage: Eukaryota; Metazoa; Chordata; Mammalia; Chiroptera; Pteropodidae.
CGUCAGACUGCACGCCAGCUCCCAGUCAGCCAGUCAGGCUGGGUGGAGGAGCGCCCGCAGCGCCGCGUAUUAUCAAUGGGCCGGGAGACUUAGCGUGCGGCCACCUGGUCGGAGGAGGCGCAGUCCCGAGGCUGCCUCGGGUUGCAGAACCAUCAAUGGCUCUUCAGGGCUCGGCGGCUGGCUGGAGCCGGAGACCCGGCGCAGGGAGCUGAGCUAAGGAGCGGGCGGUGAGCUGGGUUGGCCGGCCGUCGGGGCUCCCGCGGGGAGCGGGCCUAGAACCAUGAGCCUCUGCUCGCCACCUCCGUCCCUGAGGCGGCUGCUGGUGCUGCUGCUGCUGCUGCUGCCGGCCGGCGCCGCGCACACCGUCAGAACCCUCCCUCGACUGUGUGAUGUGCUACAAGUGCUGUGGGAGGAACAGGACCAGUGCCUGCAGGAACUCUCCAAAGAGAAGACAGGAGACCUGGGCAUGGAGCAGCCAGCCCCAGGCUGCGAGGGGCUCUGGGACAACAUGAGCUGCUGGCCCUCGUCUGCUCUGGGACAGACUGUGGAAGUGGAGUGCCCACGAUUCUUCCAGAUCCUCACAGGCAGAAACGGUUCCAUGUUUCGAAACUGCACACAGAGCGGCUGGUCAGAAACCUUCCCCAGGCCUGACGUGGCCUGUGGGGUUAAUGUGAACAACUCGUCUAACGAGACCAACGAGAAGCGGCACAAGUACCUGCUGAAGCUGAAGGUCAUGUACACCGUGGGCUAUAGCUCCUCCCUGGUGAUGCUCCUGGUUGCCCUCAGCAUCCUCUGUGCUUUCCGGAGGCUGCACUGCACCCGAAACUACAUCCACAUGCACCUGUUUGUGUCCUUCAUCCUGCGUGCCCUAUCCAACUUCAUCAAGGAUGCUGUGCUCUUCUCCUCAGACGAUGUCAUCCACUGCAGUGCUCACAGGGUGGGCUGUAAGCUGGUCAUGGUCUUCUUCCAGUACUGCAUCAUGGCCAACUACGCCUGGCUCCUGGUGGAAGGCCUCUACCUUCACACACUCCUUGUCAUCUCCUUCUUCUCAGAAAGGAAGUGCCUUCAGAGAUGUGUUGCCCUCGGAUGGGGUUCUCCAGCCAUUUUUGUUGUUUCAUGGGCUAUCACCAAGCACUUUAUGGAAGAUGUUGGGUGCUGGGACAUCAAUGCCAAUGCAUCUGUCUGGUGGGUCAUUCGAGGGCCUGUGAUCCUCUCCAUCCUGAUUAAUUUCAUCCUUUUUAUAAACAUUCUAAGAAUCCUGAUGAGAAAACUUAGAACCCAAGAAACAAGAGGAAAUGAAGUGAACCAUUAUAAGCGUCUAGCCAAGUCCACCCUCCUGCUGAUCCCCCUCUUCGGAGUCCACUACAUCGUCUUUGCCCUCUCCCCAGAAGAUGCCAUGGAGAUUCAGCUGUUUUUUGAAUUGGCCCUUGGCUCAUUCCAGGGCCUGCUAGUGGCAGUCCUCUACUGCUUCCUCAACAGAGAGGUGCAGCUGGAGGUACAGAAGAAGUGGCGGCAGUGGCACCUCCAUGAGAUCCCACUGCGUCCCGUGGCCCUCAGCUCCUCCUUUAACAACGGCACCAGCAGCCUUACAAACAGCACUAAGGCCAGCCUCUCAGGGCCUAGCCAAUGCUCCCGCAGGACCAGCACCUGAGGAUGGAACAGGGCCAGCCACCCAUGGACAGAAGUCAAGCUGGAAACUAAGAGGGCAGGACACUGCUACAAGACAGUUCGUUUUCCUGGCAGAUAUCAUGUGCUUUCUUCUGUGACUAACAGUCUCUUCCAGGCCUUGGUGUGGGGAUGGCGGGUACAGUGAGAAUUCCUUAGAACUGAACCUAUGGAACUUAGGUCACCAUGAGGUGGGGAGAGAGGGCCUGGAAUUUGGGUCUGUUGUGUUCUUCUGGGAGGAGCAGCUCAGGAGUCCCAGAAGGGAGCAGGGAAAUAAAUAGUUACUGGGGUGA